CUCUUACAUUAGUAAGCAAAAUGAAAUAUCACUCUUACAUACUGCUAACAUUAUUAUUUACAAAUCCAAUAAUACGUUCUCAUACCCUACUUAGCACAAUUAAUCCAAUAAAAAUACCAACUAAAAGAGCAAAUAUAAUAAGCUUCAACAAAUCCAUAAUAUCAAUCUCAAUCUUUCUCUUUUCCUGCACUUCUCCACUUGACACGGCUCUUGAAACUUGCGGUGUCGCGCUCCACUGCUUCAUCUAAACAAGCUCUGCGUUUGAACCUUCAAACUCCUCUUCAUCAGAUACCCAUUUGAAGAAUCCACAAUUACUUACUUUCCAAUUAGCGUAUCCAAAAAACAAUCGACCAGGGUUCGUCUUAGUUCCAGAUCUGGAGAGUAUAGCCCUCCUUCCACAAUGACACAACAGUACAUGACGAUUACUUGAAGAUGACUCCAUGAUCCACGGUUUCAGAUACAAAAGUUUGCAUAUUCAUAGAAAUUGAAAAAUAAUAAUUAGCAAAAUAAUAAAAACACACUCAGAUACAAAAGCUCACUUGUGAUCCUCUAAAUAUCAACGUGUUGAACAUAACUAUUGAAGUCAAACAUGUUUCCAGUGCUACAGAUUAGACCACAUUCUUCAAAGUGUUGAACAUAACUGUUGAACAUAACUAUUGAACAUAACUGUUGAACAUAACUAUUGAAUAUCAACGUGAUCCUCUAAAAACACACUCAGAUACAUAUAGCAUGAGAAAUUAGACCACAUUCUUCAAAGCAAACUGCAUUAUUAAGUCAAACACUUCAAAGCAAACAUGUCCAGAAUUUCAGACCUUUUAUCUCUUAUGAGAAAUUGGAGUCUGUUUCAGGUGAUCACUGGAUAUUUACUUGCGGGCUCCCUCAUCGGACCUGGAGGUUUGAACUUUGUCAGUGAAAUGGUGCAAGUUGAAACAGUUGCACAGUUUGGUGUAAUAUUUCUUCUUUUUGCAUUGGGUCUGGAAUUCUCUACAACAAAGCUUCGAGUUGUUCGUACUGUUGCUGUUCUCGGGGGUCUACUCCAAAAUUUUCUAUUCAUGUGCUUAUGUGGCAUAAUUGCAUCGGAAGUUUUGCUGUACUGCUUAGUUUCUCAUUUAAUGAAGAGCAUCUAA
This is a messenger RNA of Asparagus officinalis (garden asparagus), 1127 nucleotides long. Its product is annotated as K(+) efflux antiporter 6-like. The record is from RefSeq and is a predicted model, not a curated record. Gene Ontology annotation, biological process: potassium ion transmembrane transport; proton transmembrane transport. Gene Ontology annotation, cellular component: membrane. Gene Ontology annotation, molecular function: potassium:proton antiporter activity. Lineage: Eukaryota; Viridiplantae; Streptophyta; Magnoliopsida; Asparagales; Asparagaceae. The transcript has 4 exons. The coding region runs from base 795 to 1127 and encodes 110 amino acids.